AUGAAGUUUAUAUCGUUGCUCAAUGUCCUGUCGACAGCCUCCGCCUUCCCUUUUAGUCAAUUCAAUCAAUUCAAACGCAGUGUGAUUACUGACGCUAAUCAAGUUAACGACCAAACCUUUGAUUAUGUUAUAGCCGGUGCUGGUAUUGGCGGUCUAGUUACCGCUAAUCGUUUGACCGAGGACGAAAAUACUCGUGUUUUGGUUAUUGAAGCAGGAGGACAAGGUGAUGAUGUUCGUGACCGUAUCGAUAUUCCUGCAGAAGCCUAUUUAAAUGGUCUCCCUGUCGCAGGCUCCCCUUACGAUUGGGGUAUUUAUACAGAAGCUCAAGAUGAACUUAACGGUAGGAAUUUACAUUGGCCGAGGGGCAAAAUAGUCGGUGGAUCGACUGCCGUAAAUGCGCUUUAUAUGACUCGAUCAAUUAAAGACGAGCACGACGCUUGGGCUGAGCUCGUAGACGAUGAUGGAUGGAACUGGGACAGCUUACUUCCAUACUUCCGUAGAUAUGAAAACUUUUCCCCUCCAGCCUCAGACUUGAAAGAUAAUCUGUCUAUUGAAGUUAAGGAUUCCGCGCAUGGAUAUGAUGGACCUAUCCAGAUAUCUUUUCCACAAUAUAACUAUCCUCAAAACAGCCUUUGGCAGGAAACCUUCAAUAAUCUAGGAGUUGAAUCCGAUUCAGACCCCUUCAGCGGUAAAAAUAUUGGUGGAUAUAUAACGCCAAACUCAAUUGAUCCGGACACUCAAUUGCGCUCAUACGCAGCCAGUGCUUAUCUUUAUCCCGUACAAAACACGCGCUCUAACCUGGUCAUACUUUCUGAUGCUCUGGUGACACGUAUAAACUUUGAUACCUCGAGCUCAAAGCCUGUAGCUAAUGGCUUGACCUUUACUACAAGCGGGAGUAACAAUCAAUUUCAAGUGUAUGCGUCUUCAGAGGUUGUCAUUGCUGGUGGUGCUCUUGGCUCGCCUCAAAUACUUCUUCAGUCUGGUAUUGGACCUAGAGAAAAUUUAGAAAGUCAAGAUGUUGAUGUUGUUGUUGAUCUUCCUGGAGUUGGUGAACACGUUCAAGACCACAUUUCUGCUACCAUCAAUUACGCAACAACUGCGCCCGUAGCUGGUAAUCUCAGUGAUGAAGAAUUAGAUCAUCAGCUGCAGUUAUUUAAAGACGGAAACUUUGCUAGAAGCGUUUAUUCUACCCCAAAUGGAGCUAUUGCGUAUGUUCCAUUAGAUGAUCUUAUGGGCGAUGAUACGGAUUCAUUCCUUGACGCACUUGAAGCUAACAUGACAGAUGCAACUAGUUCUGGAAAUGAGCCGGAACAAGUUAAAUCUGGCUAUCGUGCAACUUACAAAAGCGACUUGGAGAAUGUUUAUAGAGCAGGAAAUGCGGUUGUUGAGAUAUUAAUGAACAACUUGGGCUCAAACUUAGGCUUCCAAUUGGCCAUUCAGCAUCCACUUAGUAGGGGAAAGAUUAGUUUGGGGUCUCAAAAUGCAAGCGAGAAUGCUAAUGUUGAUCCCCGUUACUUAUCUCAUCCUGCUGAUAUUCAAGUACUUCGCAGUGGAUUGAGGUACAUAAGACGACUAGCAUCAACAGAACCUUUAUCCAGCGUCAUUGAAAGUGAAGUGAGCCCAGGCGAAGAUGUAAUGAGUGAUGAAGAUCUCAACGAUUAUAUAAGGAGUAGCGUUGUCUCACAAUAUCAUCCAGCAUCUUCAUGUGCGAUGCUUCCAAGAGAAAAUGGUGGUGUAGUUGACUCUCACUUGCGAGUUUAUGGAGUGGAUAAUCUUCGUGUUAUCGAUAGCUCGACAAUUCCACUACCAAUUGCAGCACAUCACAUGCAAAUCACAUAUGCCUUAUGUGAAAAAGGUGCGGAUCUGAUUAGAGGAUAUGAAAAAGCGUCAGAUUCGCCUUCUGCGACAGAGAGUGAAUCGGGAGGAUCACUUUCAUCCAUAAUAGAUAUAAAACUGCUCAUACUAAUGGUAAUGAUUACCAUUAUGUAUAACGGACUCUACUAA
Molecule: messenger RNA, 2004 nt
Organism: Wallemia ichthyophaga EXF-994
Lineage: Eukaryota; Fungi; Basidiomycota; Wallemiomycetes; Wallemiales; Wallemiaceae
Exons: 7
Coding region: 1-2004 (667 amino acids)
Molecular function (GO): oxidoreductase activity, acting on CH-OH group of donors; flavin adenine dinucleotide binding
Source: RefSeq, a predicted model, not a curated record